AUGUAUCAUUACAAUCCUCCUCCUCCGGGCUGGUCGGCCUACGACUACGCUUCUCCUCCCACCUCUCCUGCCUACGCCUACUAUGCGACUCAGUACGCCAGUCCCUACGUCUCGUCACCUCGAGGUGCUUCGUCCAAGCGUCAUACUCGCAAAGCCAGUUAUGCCGGCCCUUCCGCCAAAGACUGGGGUCAUCCGGCUUCCUACUCGCACAGCAGUUACUAUGAUUUUGCCCCAGAGUUUGGCACGCCGCCACCAUCGCGCAAGCACGAUCCUGUAAGUGCUUCUUGUGGCUAUCCUCCGUCCUCCUUUUCCCACCGUCGCUAUUCUGCUGCGGCAGACCCUCGUCCGCCGCUCAAGCAGCGUCACGCCUUUGUGGAUGUGGUCGACGAUGUGCCGCGAUAUGUCUUCCACGACCGUCGUUCGCGAUCGCCGCCGCCGUCCUACUCCACUCCCCAGCGAGAUAGCGACCGCCGGCCCCGACGCCCGUCUUCCUCUCAUCGCAAGCCAAAACCCCCAACUGAUCAGUAUUUUUAUUAUAACCAGGUGCCCGCAUAUGAUGAUGCCGAGUUGUCCGCCAAACGGUCGCGCGCGCGUCGCCAGUCCACUUCCACCCGCACUCCAUCCAAGCCCAAGUCGACCUCGAGCACCAAGACCACGCCGGUAGCCACCGAAGAAGAUGCCGAGCGCGCUGGAAUUCCUGCUGGAUACUCAACCAAGAACUGGGACCCGACCGAAGCCCCGAUUGUUCUUCUUGGCAGUGUGUUCGACGCCAACUCGCUGGGCAAGUGGAUCUACGACUGGACCGUUUUUCACAAUGGCGCCUCCACCCCGAUGGCCGAUGUCGCGGGCGAUCUGUGGUUGCUGUUGAUCAAGUUGGCAGGCAAGGUCAAGCGGGCGGACGAGUGUCUCGACCGGAUCCAACGUCGUGAAUCGCGCGAAACCGUUGCGGACUUUCUCGAAAGCGGCGAACGACUGUGGGUGCGGUUCAAGAAGCUGCUCAAGGCAUGUGAGCACUUUAUGUGGAAGGUGGCCAAGCGCGAGGGCAAAGCAGUAUCGAUGGGCCGUAACGCCGGCUGCGAAUUCGUCGAGUCGCUCUUCGGCCGGGACCGCGAACUCGAAAACACGGAGAAACUGAUGAACAGUAUACGUCUGUGGAACAUGCGUUUCGACGCCAACUGCGACGAGAUCCUCCGCCGGCCGUCUGCAUAA
Molecule: messenger RNA, 1209 nt
Organism: Aspergillus chevalieri
Lineage: Eukaryota; Fungi; Ascomycota; Eurotiomycetes; Eurotiales; Aspergillaceae
Exons: 1
Coding region: 1-1209 (402 amino acids)
Source: RefSeq, a predicted model, not a curated record